Messenger RNA from Nicrophorus vespilloides, 2520 nucleotides. RefSeq names its product inhibitor of nuclear factor kappa-B kinase subunit epsilon (gene IKKepsilon). Bases 171 to 2375 code for a protein of 734 amino acids. Gene Ontology annotation, cellular component: cytoplasm. Gene Ontology annotation, molecular function: ATP binding; protein serine/threonine kinase activity. Gene Ontology annotation, biological process: peptidyl-serine phosphorylation. The transcript is spliced from 2 exons. The record is from RefSeq and is a predicted model, not a curated record. NCBI's taxonomy places the organism in Eukaryota, Metazoa, Arthropoda, Insecta, Coleoptera, Silphidae.
ACCAGUAAUCAGUAGCCAGUAAUAUUAGUCAACAUACUAUAUAAAAAUUAGUAAUUUAUUUAUAAAUGAUACACAUUUCUUAAAUGUUGUUUCAUUAUUGUCUAAUAAUGGUUUGAAAUUGUAUAUGUAUAUUUAAUACAUAAUAUAUUACUAUCAUAUUAGAAUAAAUCAUGUCUUUUCUAAGAGGAUCAUUGAAUUAUGUUUGGUGUACAACCAGUGUAUUGGGAAAGGGGGCCACUGGUGCUGUUUAUCAAGGUGUAAAUAAAAUAAAUGGGGAGCCAGUUGCUGUGAAAACUUUCAAUCAACUGAGUUACAUGCGUCCAGGAGAUGUUCAAUUGAGAGAGUUUGAGGUGCUGCGUAGAGUGAACCACAAAAAUAUAGUAAAAUUACUUGCGAUUGAGGAAGAGCAGCAAGAUGGCAGGGGAAAAGUCAUAGUGAUGGAGUUAUGCACAGGUGGCAGUCUGUUUAAUAUUUUAGAUGAUCCUGAGAAUACAUAUGGUUUAGAAGAGAAGGAAUUUCUAUUAGUUUUAGACCAUUUAUCAGCUGGAAUGAAACAUUUGAGAGACAAUAACUUGGUGCACAGAGAUCUGAAGCCAGGUAAUAUAAUGAAAUUUAUUUCUGAUGACGGUAGUACUAUCUAUAAACUGACUGAUUUUGGUGCUGCAAGAGAGUUGCAAGAUGGACAAGAAUUCAAUUCCUUGUAUGGCACUGAGGAAUAUUUACAUCCAGAUAUGUAUGAAAGAGCUGUACUCAGAAAGCCUCAAGGUAAAACUUUUGGGGCCACUGUUGAUUUGUGGUCCAUUGGGGUAACAUUGUACCAUGUAGCAACUGGCAAUUUACCUUUUAGACCUUAUGGAGGAAGAAGGAAUAAAGAAACAAUGUUCCAUAUAACUACGAAGAAGGCAAGUGGUGUGAUCUCUGGAAUACAGACAGAAGAUAAAGGUUCCAUUGAGUGGAGCAGAGAAUUGCCAGUUAAUUGUCAAUUGAGUGCAGGUCUGAAGAAAAUUGUUACACCACUUUUGGCUGGUUUAUUGGAGGCUGAUCAAAAGAACAUUUGGAGUUUUGAGAAAUUUUUUAAUGAAUCAACUAAUAUUCUUUUGAGAAAGAAAAUUGACAUAUUCCAUAUAAAUCGUGCCACUAACAUUAAGAUCUACAUACAUCCUGAUGACAUUUUUGAACAACUAAUUGCUCAUAUUGCAGAGCAAACAGAUAUUCAAGCUGAAAACCAAAUUCUUCUCUGCAAAAGUAAUCUAUUUUUGGAUGAAGUUGGCUCGAAUGCCAGAGCUUUAGGUUAUCCAGCAACAGUGGAACAGGAACCGCUGGUGCUUUUCAGUAAGGAAAAUAAUAAUGUUUCAAUAAUCGGCAUGCCGGAUCUUCCUCGGUUUCCUGAGUUCGCAAAUAUCGUUUCUGUAGAGAACGAUGCGGCGCAGGCAAAGACAGCCUGCAGUAUCGCUCACGUCUGCAAGAGGCGCGUUGAGAAAAUAUCCAGGUCCACUGCUCUUAUAAAAUAUUCAGUUAACAAUUUCACUAAUUACAUUAAGAAUAAACUGAGAACGAUAAAUACAACUUCCAGACAUCUUAAACAAUUAACGACUAAUCAGAAGAUGGUCUGCAAUACAUUCCAAGUCUCGCAAAAUACGAUAAACGCUCUGAGCAAAACUAAAAUUACAGUUACCGAGUUACCCGAAGAUCUCGAGAAGUUGAGCGAAGAUUUUCUUACAGAGACCUAUUCGAAGGUGACUCAGGUGUAUGAAAAGCACGUGCAUGAGAACACGCUGCAAUUGGAAUGGGAUUCGUCCUGCAACGGUAUCAAAUGUCCAUCGGAAACGAAAGCCGCAGAAAAAGCAAAGAAUUUAAUUGAGAGGCUUCGUGAUUCGUGGCAACAUCUCGUCCGUGAUCGUGCCACGAGAUCGCUCAGCUACAAUGAUGAGCAGUUUCACGUACUGGAAAGAACGAAAAUCACCGAAACUAAUCGUAGGAUCAAGCAGCUCCUGGAAUCGGAUUGCGUUCCGGCUUAUAACCAUUUCGCCGAGAUACUCGGCGACUGGUACAAGAUUGCCCAGACGAUUUACUUGAAGACGGUGAUUCUCAACAAAGACGUGAACAUGUACGAAAAUAAGCUGGAGAAUUUCACACAGAAUCUGGGCAUUUACAACACGCAGUACAUGGAGGACAUGCAAGCAGUCCUGGACCACGCCAACAAUGGUACGGAUACACCGAACGCAAUGAGUAUUACGCAGAAGAGGAAAUUAAGAAGUAUAUUUAAGGAGGCUGAAAAAUAUAGGACGAACAUCGAGGAUAUUUUGAGGUAUAACGGCGAGCUUAUAAAGACGAUUGAAAGAUUAACAAAGAAAGUCGAUAUUGAAGACGAGUGAAUAUAAGCUUUCAUUUUCGAGGCUUCGAGUUAAUAAUAAAUUCUAUAAAUUGUUAAAUAUUCAAAAUAUUAUAUAUCGGACUUACUUCAGUAAUGCAUUCAAAGUGUUUCCUGUGAUUUGUACACAAUAAAAAUGAUUUUUUUUC